This is a messenger RNA of Ornithodoros turicata, 5821 nucleotides long. It is a transcript of the gene Tao, whose product is annotated as serine/threonine-protein kinase TAO1-like. The transcript is spliced from 18 exons. The coding region runs from base 232 to 2982 and encodes 916 amino acids. Gene Ontology annotation, molecular function: ATP binding; protein serine/threonine kinase activity. The record is from RefSeq and is a predicted model, not a curated record. Gene Ontology annotation, cellular component: cytoplasm. NCBI's taxonomy places the organism in Eukaryota, Metazoa, Arthropoda, Arachnida, Ixodida, Argasidae. Gene Ontology annotation, biological process: protein phosphorylation.
GUGUCGGAAGUGCGCAUGUCAACAGAACGCCAUCUUUGAUGUGUGUUUGGUAGGGAGGGCGUCUUUUACUGGAAAGGUAAAAGCUUAAAGAGGUAUACCACCAACAGUAAAGCCACCGGAGAACCAGACUUUCCUGACAUUUGGAACAGGGCAAAAUGCAGAGAAAUGUGAAAAGGAAAAACACAGAGAGAGAACGGAGCAGCCCAUAGCAGGCUGCCCGUGGGCCGCAGAAUGCCGUCCUUUUCCCGGCCGGGGAGCCUGAAGGACCCCGAAGUGGCAGAACUGUUUGACAAAGAAGACCCUGACAAAAUCUUUGUUGACCUUCGGGAGAUAGGCCAUGGCAGCUUUGGCGCGGUGUACUAUGCGAGGAAUGUUGCAACCAAAGAGGUGGUGGCCAUCAAGAAGAUGUCCUUUACAGGGAAGCAAUCCACAGAAAAAUGGCAAGACAUAGUGAAGGAGGUCAGAUUCCUACGCCAGCUAAAACACAAAAACACAAUAGACUACAAGGGUUGCUACCUGAAGGAACAUACAGCAUGGCUUGUAAUGGAGUAUUGCCUAGGUUCAGCAUCUGAUAUUAUAGAAGUACAUAAAAAGCCCCUUCGUGAAGAAGAGAUAUCUGCAAUCUGCAACGAUGCCCUCCUUGGAUUGGAGUAUCUGCACUCAUUGGGGCGGAUCCACAGAGAUGUUAAGGCAGGGAAUAUCUUGCUGACAGAGAAUGGAACUGUAAAGCUUGCUGACUUUGGUUCUGCAUCUAUGGUAUGUCCUGCAAACUCAUUUGUUGGGACACCAUACUGGAUGGCACCCGAAGUCAUCCUUGCCAUGGAUGAGGGACAGUAUGAUGGAAAAGUAGACAUCUGGUCCUUGGGCAUCACAUGCAUCGAGCUUGGUGAACGCAAGCCCCCCUACUUCAACAUGAAUGCCAUGAGUGCCUUGUACCAUAUUGCCCAGAAUGAUUCGCCCAUGCUUGGAGGUGGGGAAUGGAGUGACGUAUUUCGACAUUUUGUCAACUCAUGCCUGCAGAAAAGUCCUGCGGAUAGGCCGACGGGUUCAAAGUUAUUACAGCACCCAUUCAUGACACGGCCACGGUCCAGUAAGGUGAUAAUGGAUCUGAUACAACGGACCAAAGCUGCAGUUCGGGAACUAGACAACCUGAACUACCGUAAGAUGAAGAAGAUUCUCAUGGCCGACUCUCAGGAGAAUGAAGUCAACACUGUGGAGGUGGAAGAUGACUCAACUGAGGAUGACCAAGGCUGUGGUGGAAGUGUGAGUGGAGCAGGCAAUGGAGGAGGAGAUGGCAGUAAAAGUAACAGUUUAACCUCAACUCAGAGUCAACAGAGCAGCACUGUAAGUGCUGGUAGUCAUAGCAGCAGCACAAGUAGCAUACCGCCAGCUUCGGAGACGGACUCCUACCCGCCUGCUUUCCGUCAUCCGCACGACAGCGUCAGUCAAAACUCUUCAUCAACGAGUCUGAACAGCACGGAUGCUAGCGCCAACAAUUUCGCCACGAUUAGGACAACGUCCAUAGUGACGCGGCAGAUCAAAGAACACGAACAGGAGAACCAGAUGCACGAUCAGAUGUCUGGUUACAAACGCAUGCGUCGUCAACAUCAGAAGGCUCUCGUUCAGAUGGAGGCCAAGUGCAUACAGGAAAUGGAUGAGCACAAACAGAAGCUGGACAAGGAAUAUGAAACUCUACUCCAGCAGUUCAGUAAGGAGUUGGAGAAAUUACAGAUGAAGCACCAGCAAGACCUGGAACGGAAGCUCAAGCAUAACCUCUCAGGAGAGAAAAGGCUUAGUAGAGCCAUAACUCAGCAACAAGAGGAAGAAACGAAACGUUUUCAGCAACAACAGAAGAUGGAAUACAAGUUCCUCAAAGAAAAGUUAAAAAAGGAUGCCACGCUAGAAAGUUCUACACGAAGUAGUGGGUGUAGCCGGGACGAGGCUGUUAGGUGUCACAAAGAAGACAUGCAGCAGAGCCAAGCUGGGGCUUUGUUGCGCCUUCAAAGGCACCAGGCCACAUAUCUGCGUCUAGAAAUUAGAAAAUACAGGCGACGUAGGCUCUUGCAAUACCACCGCCUUGAGCAGGACCUUCUCAGAGAGGAACUGAAUAAGCGGCAGAGCCAACUGGAGGAAGCUCAUGCAAUGUUACUGAGACACCACGAGACAACCCAGGAGCUGGAGUACCGUCAGCAAAGAGGGGUGCACCAGCUGCGAGAAGAACAGGUGCGGAAGCAGCACCAGAUAGAGCUGGCGAACCAGCACGGAUAUUCGAGUCGCAGGGAGCGGGAGCUACACAAACGCCAUGCCCAAGAAGUGAAGCAACAACCCAAGAGUCUCAAGCACAAGGAACUACAGAUCCGCAAACAAUUUCGGGAGACUUGCAAGAUCCAGGAACGUCAGUACAAGGCCUGGAAGAGCCAAGUGCUGGCCAGCACUCCGCGAGAGGGACAGAAGGCAGUGAUGAAGAGACUGAAGGAAGAGCAGGUACGCAAGCUGGCGCUGCUUGGCGAGCAGUACGAGCAAAGCAUCGCAGAAAUGCUGCAGAAGCAGUCCAUUCGCCUGGAUGAGUCUCAGGACAUGGAAGCGCGCCAGUUGAAAGAACAACUUCAGCAAGAGUUAGAGUUGCUGAUGGCCUUCCAGUCAAAGAUCCGUAUGCAGGCAGAGGCCCAGCGUAACAGGGAACGCUCAGAACUCCAGGACCGUGUCUCAGUACGACGGGCUCUGCUAGAGCAAAAGAUGGAACUUGAAAAACAGCAAUUCCAGGAAGAGCGGGCAGAGCGCCAGCGGCUGUUGUGUGAGCGCCAGGCACGGGAAAUUGAGGCAUUUGAUGAGGAGAGUGCCCGGAUGGGCUUCGACCCCUUGGAGAUCGCGGAAGCGUCGCGCGAGCCCCUGGCUGCUGCAGACGGGGACAGCCUGGCAGGCAGCACCUUGAGCCUGACUCACAGCAACAGCUCUAGCUCGUUCACACACACCGCCCUCUGAGGAAGAUUCCACCCUUCGUCGAGCAACCCCUCUUGUUUGUUGUUUCACAACCUGUGGCACACCAACUCAAAGUGGCACCCAGGGAGAGAUCCUCUGCUCAGAUCAAAGCUGUGGUGAUCCCAUCGUUCAAGGUGCCACUAUAGACCAACAAAGUAGGAAGGCUAACGGAAUGGGGGGGGGGGGGGGCAGUCUAGGCAUGUGUUUGAUUUCACUAUUAUCACAUCACUAGAGAGAACAUGAGGAAUGCAAGACACAAGGUUGGCAUGCACUUUUCAGUUGUUGCAUCUGCAUUUUUUUUUUAAUUGCAUAAGUCUCGCAACCAUGCAAAGACGCCAGAAAAUUAGAAAUAUUGAACGUUCCCAGCACCCAAGUUUACGUUGCGGCCUUAAUACAUGAGGAUGUUCCCCUUAAAACUGGCUUUGUGGGGUUCCAGAGAGAAUAAGUUAAUCCUGCACACACGUGUAGCAGUGUAGAAUGCUGGAGUCAUGUGUUACCUUGUGUCUGCCAUGCUACCAUUAUGCAUCAACAUGCAAGCAGUGAAUCCCCUUCAAGUGCUUCUUCAUCUGUGGAUAAAGCCACUUGUGUGCCAACUCUACUGGGUUGAUACAGUGAGUCGUAGAUAUCGUAAAGAGGUGGACACACCAUUACAGCAGAACAGUACCGCUUAUUUAUACUACACUUCCCCUCGGAGCCCAUGUUUUGUACGGCAUUCAAAAUUGGAACUUUGUGCUGUUCUAUUUUUGUCUCUCUCUCUCUCUUUCUCUCUCGUUGUCUACGGUCAUGCAGCUCGCCAUCCGCUGAUGUGACCGACAAGGUGCAAUGUCGAAGAGCUGGCAAAAAAUUUUACAGGCACACAUGGCUGAAGUGGUCUUCCAUCAUGAGUGUAUUGAUAUAGGUCCAAACUAUGACUGGAUUAUUUUCGUUCACUUGGGCUAGAAUAGGAUAGGAGGGCACAACUGUGGUGGGGUUUGUCUCUGCGUCAGCCUCGUUAAUCAAGCUUUAUUUGCUUUUUGGUUCUUUGUCAGUCCAUAAUAGGAAAAGGUUGCAGAAUUGCACACUUUCGUUCGUUCAGUUACUGUUGGAAUGUCCCACUGUGUUUGGUAUUCAUGAAGUAUUUGUGAGUGUGUUGCGAUUGUUAGUGAAUCUUAAAGUACUUGUGUAGAUAUUAGAGUUUGAAAGGCAUCGCCGCAGACUGCUACCUCAGGCAUGUCUUUUUUUAUCUUUUUUUUUUUCUGUACAACAAUUCAGUUCGAGGAAUAACGAUGAAAUCAAAUUUUUUAUGAAGCAUAUAUCUGUAGAUAACCGAUGUUGGUCCUGCAGUCUUGCUUCUCUUAGACAUUUGUUUCUUCCGAGUCUGAACAAUAACCAAAGCACAAAAUAAUCUGUCGCCGCCUUUGCAGGGCUUUCCGUUGUGCACGUUCCAUGCAAAAUUGCUGGAAGUACCUUUGGGGCAUUUAUCAACGUACAUGUGAGAGUACAUCAUCUAACACAUCAUUCCAUAACAGUAUAUUUGGCUCACGUAUAAAUAUGUGCUGGGACUGGCGUAUCCUUCAAAAAUGUAUGUUCCUGUUAGUGGAAGGUUGUACGAAUAAGUGGUGUACACUGCGUGUACAUGUGUUACUUGUUUUGUAAUCCUAGCUUAAAUGAAAUUGUGUAAUUGGUGCAAUGUGUGCUCGUGUAAAUUAACAGCACGUACCAUAACGCAUUCUACCCAUUUGGCAUAUUCAUGGCGAAACUGUUCUGUACAUAUUUUGCAUAGUUUGCAGGGAGAGAGAAAAGGCUGUGUUACCCAUGUGCACACUUUUUCCGUUUAAUAACACAGUCAAUAUACUCGGAAUUACACGACUGCUGUUUCUUUUUUUCCUCUUGAGAUAAGCACACCUUCAGUUUGCUUUACUGUUAUUAAAGAACUGCGUUUACGGCUGUGUUCAUCGCUGGCCUCAGAGCUGUAGGCUCGUCGGUGUCUGUUCCUUGUGCCAGGGUUGUGCACUUUUAUCCCCUUCCCACAUACCCGUUUGUAAUGUGAAACCUGUCCCAAUAGCUGUGACAGGCGCCGUCUCUGGUAGGGGGUCUAUCAUUUCCUGCAUUGUAUUUGUGGUUCACGCAUGUGAACAUGCACAGUGUAAACUGCGCUCGUUUUACUGAACCCACAAACUGUUGCCUAGAAAAUGGCUCUGGUCGGUGUCGGUGCACUUGACACACGUGAAUGGUUGAUGGUGCUGCAGAGUUGUGAUGAACUAAUGUUGGGGGGCUGUGACAGUGCCAUUUAGGAAGGUCAAAUUACUGUCCUACUUCUCAUUUGUCAUGUGAAGUGCUGAAGUUUUGAGGUUGUCUUCGCUGCACAUUUGUUGUGUCGCUUUUCCUCAAAUACGAGGGUGAUGGAGCAGGAAGCUGGACAAUUUUUACUUAAGGAAAACCUUGGGUAUCAUUAAACCCUGUGCUCUAAACUGUUGAGUUCUGACUUGAUAACUUUCCUUUUUUUUCCCUUAGCUUGUAUUAUAUUACUAGGCGAAGAUGCUGUCCUUUGUCAUAUGUGCUACUGAGGGAGGGUGAUGGAUGCCUGAUGUUUUAAGGAAGAAAUUUUCGAUUUUUCACGGAACAGUGCAAAUGCGGCUGGAUCUCGUGAUUUACUACCCUUUCCUCUGUUUUCUUGACUGUAAAUAGUGCUGUAUAAAAACAGAAGGGAAAAAGAAAACAGGUGUUUUCCGAGUUGUAUAGAAAAGGUUUACCCUACCUUUGCCCAUGAACGUACGAAUAAACCAAUUUCAGAGAAGCUGUCUCUCUGGGGUACAAACAGAGAAGCAUGUCCAUGUGCCGGCUACUGAAAUGGGAAUCUGUU